This is a messenger RNA of Symphalangus syndactylus (siamang), 1216 nucleotides long. It is a transcript of the gene GCSH, whose product is annotated as glycine cleavage system protein H. Gene Ontology annotation, biological process: protein lipoylation; glycine decarboxylation via glycine cleavage system. Gene Ontology annotation, cellular component: cytoplasm; mitochondrion; glycine cleavage complex. The record is from RefSeq and is a predicted model, not a curated record. NCBI's taxonomy places the organism in Eukaryota, Metazoa, Chordata, Mammalia, Primates, Hylobatidae.
GUCGAGUCAGGCUCUGUCCCGCCCCCGCGGCACCGCCUCCGCGCCUCAGUCCAGCUGGCUCGCUCCGGCCGCGAACUGCCCCUCCCCGCCCCGCCUCCCGGCGCGGUGGCCGAGGCGUAGCGUUGCGACCCCCGCACCCCUGCGAACAUGGCGCUGCGAGUGGUGCGGAGCGUGCGGUCCCUGCUCUGCACCCUGCGCGUGGUCCCGUCACCCGCCGCGCCCUGCCCGCCGAGGCCGUGGCAGCUGGGGGUGGGCGCCGUCCGUACGCUGCGCACUGGACCCGCUCUGCUUUCGGUGCGUAAAUUCACAGAGAAACAUGAAUGGGUAACAACAGAAAAUGGCAUUGGAACAGUGGGAAUCAGCAAUUUUGCACAGGAAGCGUUGGGAGAUGUUGUUUACUGUAGUCUGCCUGAAGUUGGGACAAAAUUGAACAAACAAGAUGAGUUUGGUGCUUUGGAAAGUGUGAAAGCUGCUAGUGAACUCUAUUCUCCUUUAUCAGGAGAAGUAACUGAAAUUAAUGACGCUCUUGCAGAAAAUCCAGGACUUGUAAACAAAUCUUGUUAUGAAGAUGGUUGGCUGAUCAAGAUGACACUGAGUAACCCUUCAGAACUAGAUGAACUUAUGAGUGAAGAAGCAUAUGAGAAAUACAUAAAAUCUAUUGAGGAGUGAAAAUGGAACUCCUAAAUAAACUAGUAUGAAAUAAUGCAUCCCAGCAGAGUUGUCUUAAAUUAGUGGUGGACAGAAGACUUAGAAUAGCAACUUUUAGCAUUACCGACGGGGGGGAAAAAAAAACUACUGUUAACAUUGCUAAUGAAAGAAAAUACCCUUUAACUUUCUAAUGAUUAUAGAUAAAUAUAAUAACACAUCUUUUUAACAAUAUCCUCUGAUUUUUAGACAAGGCUAUAGUGUUCAGAAUUCAUGAAAUUAUCCAUGGUAAAAACUAGUUAUAAAAAUUACAUUAUUCAAAGAUAACGUUGUUAUUCUUAAGCCUUAUAUAAUAUUGUAACUUGCAUGUAUCUAUACCUGGAUUUGGGAUGAAAUACUUAAUGAUCUUUCCAUUGGAAAUAACUGGAAGUGAAGAGGCUUUUGUUGCUUGUACAGUGUCAGAUGAGGAACACCACUAUCUUAAUUUUGCAAUACACUGCAUUUGCUGGUGCUAUUUUUAUACAGUGAAGCAACAGCUUUGCGGCAGAAUAAUAAAAUACAUCUUCGUUAA